Molecule: messenger RNA, 568 nt
Organism: Astrephomene gubernaculifera
Lineage: Eukaryota; Viridiplantae; Chlorophyta; Chlorophyceae; Chlamydomonadales; Astrephomenaceae
Source: the annotation of a GenBank genome assembly
GACGGAGGAGGCGCGCAGCGGUGCAGCUGCUGCGGCGGCUGGUGAGGCAGGUGAAGCGGGGCCAGCUGGUGUCACGGCUGGAACGACUGCUGGCACGACGGCGGAGGGCGCAGGGGCUGAUGGGGGUGCGGUGCCGGAGGGGGGCGGUGCACCGGCGUCAGGGCGCAAGCGGCGACCCAAAGGCAGCAUCACCAAGGUCCUCACCAGCGCCUCCGCCGCCCGCCUGCGGCAGCGCAUGGACCUCCUCUCGCAGCUCCGACGGGGCUUGAAAGAGCUCGCGCAGCCGCCCCCGCCGCCGCAUUCCGACACCGCGGGUGAACGGCGCAGCGCCCGAGUGCUCAGCAGCCACACCCACAACCCCAACUGCGGGGUUGCAUGGGAGCUCAGUCCCGCUCUGACAGGCAAGCGGGGGGUGCUGCCGCCCUGGUGGCUGCCGGAGCAUGACGUACAGCUGGCACAUGGGGUCGUACGGCACGGUUUCGGAGCCUGGGACGCGAUUGCGAGGGACCCGCAGUACAGCUUUGAGAGCUGCGCGCGUGCGACGGGAGCGGUGCCGGAUGUGGAGGAG